UUAUGUUCUAAGAUAAUAUAUGGGAAUGUGUUUAAUAAAAUAGUAUGCCAACUCCAAAAAGUGGACAUUGUUGUUGUGUAGUAGCAAAUAACUUUUAUGUAUUUGGUGGAUAAUCAAAUACUGAAAUAUUGAAUGAAUUUCAUAGAUUCAAUCUAGAAGAUAAAAUUUGGAGUAAAUUAAAGAGUGAUUCAUAACCAAAUGGAAGAAGUUCAGCAGGAAUGUGUGGUGUUGAUGAUAUUAAAAAGAUUUAUUUAUUUGGUGGUACCUUAUUGAUAGUUGAGAAAACAAGUAAGAAGUAUAUAUAUAAUUCUAUUCAUUUAGUGAUCUCUAUGAAUAUGAUAUUCAAAAAAAUAAUUGGAGUAUUCUAAUGACUUAAACACCAGGACCUUGUGAGAGAUAUGGUCAUUCUAUGAUAAUAUCAAAUUAGUAAUUAUAAUAUUCUAUUGUUUAGUUAGAUAUAUAUAUUUGGUGGUGUUCAUUAUGUAAAAGCAUAAAAUAGAAUGAAUCCUGAAUUUUUAAAUGAUUUAUGGGUGUUUUCCUUAAUUGAUAAAAUUUGGAAGAAACUUGAUGUAUAAUCAAAUUGAUUACCAAGCUUAGGGCAUAAAUUUAACCAUAAGCUAGAUACAGACAUACAACUGCUAUUAUAGGAAAUGAAUUAUAUAUAAUUGGUGGUACUACAAAUUAAAAUCGUUAUGGAUAAAUAGUAAAAACUGAUUUUACUAAUAUGUAAUGGUAAUACUUAGAAUUAGAGGCUUUAAAAAACAAAUCAAAAAAGAAUUUAUUUAAAGGUAGAUUUGGACAUGCUUGUUUUGUAAUUGAAAAUAUGGUUUAUAUUUAUAGUGGUAUGGAUGAUGGAUUAUGUGAUGAUGCAUUAUAAUUAGAUGUGAUAUAAAAUAAAUGGAAGAGUAAAAAGUUUAGAGGGAAUAUACCAACACGUGAAUUUUUUAGUUUUGCUUAGACAUCAAAUCAAUUAUUUAUAUAUGGAGGUAGAACUUAAUAGAAUUAAAGAUUAAAUGAUUUAUAUGUAUGGAAUCACAAUUUAAGAUAAGAGGAAUAGCAAUAUUGUACAUUAAGAUAAGAGAUAGUAAUAAUUAUAUUAUAUUUAAAGUAUUCUUUAUUGGAAAUGAAUUAAAAUUGUAGCGAUUUGACAAUUUAUACUAAAAGUAGUACAUAAUAUGUCUUACAUAAAAGUUUUAUAUAAGUUAGAUGUCCAAUAUUAUUAUAAUUUCAAAAUCUAUAAUUUUCAGAUAUUCUAGUUUAAAUUUUAAUAAAAUAUAUAUAUAAAGCUGAAUUAGCUUUGGAUUUACUUAGUAAAGUUGAAAUUAGAGAGGCUUUAUAAUUUAGUGCUUUCAUAUAAGAUGAUUUAUUUGCAACAGCUAUUAUUUAAUAUUUUCUGAUUGAUUGUAGAGGUCAAAGUGAUUAUGAUUUUAUUGAAAAAGAAUUGUUAUAGAUUUAAAAUAAAGGUAAUUCUAGUGGAUAGAUAAAUUUUCUAUUGAAAAGUGUAUUGUAAAUAUUGGAUUAUAGAAAAUAAAAAUAAUUUGUCAAUUUAUUUCAACAACAAAGAAUAAUAUUUAAUAAUAUUACAAAUUAAAUAAUAAUGAAAUUUUAUCAAGAUAUGAGAAAAUUAUAAUAUCAUUCUGAAACUGAUACAUUAAUUACUGCAUAGGAUAAAUAAAUAAGUGUACAUUCAUUUGUAUUAGUUGCAAGAUCAGAAUAUUUUAGAGAAAUGAUAAAUUUUGAGAAUGGAGUAAUUUAACAAAUUUAAGUUGAUUUUGAUCCAUAGAUUUUAUAAAAUAUUAUCAAUUAUCUAUAUUGUGGAUAUUAAGCAUUGUAAAGAUAAAAUGAAGGUAAUUUUGAUCAUUUAAUAAAUGCAUAUAAAGCAUCAAAUUAUUUUAUGUUGAAUAACUAAACAUUUUUAUAUUUGAUAUAAGAAGGAAUGGCUGAAUUUAUAAAUAAAGAUAAUGUAUAUGAUUUAGCUGAAUUAGCUGAACAAUUGAAUGCAACAUAUUUACUUUAUGAAUGUUGUACCUAUAUAUCUGAAAACUUAAAAGGAGUAUCAUUAUCAGAUUUGAGAAAACUAUCAAAAGAAGUAUUAAUUCGUGUUCUUGAAGUAAUUGGAUAGAAAUAAUGA
Molecule: messenger RNA, 2131 nt
Organism: Paramecium pentaurelia
Lineage: Eukaryota; Ciliophora; Oligohymenophorea; Peniculida; Parameciidae
Source: the annotation of a GenBank genome assembly